This is a messenger RNA of Serinus canaria (Common canary), 875 nucleotides long. It is a transcript of the gene LRRC55, whose product is annotated as leucine rich repeat containing 55. The coding region runs from base 1 to 846 and encodes 281 amino acids. The record is from RefSeq and is a predicted model, not a curated record. Gene Ontology annotation, cellular component: voltage-gated potassium channel complex. Gene Ontology annotation, molecular function: transmembrane transporter binding; voltage-gated potassium channel activity; potassium channel activator activity. NCBI's taxonomy places the organism in Eukaryota, Metazoa, Chordata, Aves, Passeriformes, Fringillidae. The transcript has 2 exons.
AUGCUGCUGGGCCCCUGGCUGCUGGCGGCGGCGACGGCGGUGGCGGCGGCGGGCGCGGGCUGCCCGGUGCUGUGCAGCUGCCGCGGGCAGGCGGUGGACUGCAGCGGGCUGCGGCUCUUCUCCGUGCCCCCCGAGCUGCCGCUGGACACCGGCAACCUGAGCCUGGCCCACAACCGCAUCGCCAGCAUCCCGCCGGGCUACCUGGGCUGCUACGGGCAGCUGCGCGCCCUCGACCUGCGCAACAACUCGCUGGCGGCGCUGCCGGCCGGCCUGUUCCGCGGCGCCCGGCGCCUGGCGCACCUGGACCUGAGCUACAACAACUUCAGCCUGGUGCCCGCAGACAUGUUCCGCGAGGCCAGCGCGCUGCUGCGCCUCGAUCUCAGCCACAACCCGGGGCUGCGCCGCGUCCACCCGCAGGCCUUCCGCGGCCUGGCCCAGCUGCGCGAGCUGGACCUCAGCUACGGCGGCCUGGCCGCCCUCAGCCUCGACGCCCUGGAGGGGCUGCCCGGCCUCGUGGGGCUGCGCCUGGGGGGCAACCCCUGGCUCUGCGGCUGCGCCAUGGAGCCGCUCCUCAAGUGGCUGCGGGGGCGCAUCCAGCGCUGCUCCUCGGAUUCGCAGCAGGCGGAGUGCUGGGCUCCCCCCGAGGUGGCGGGGGCCCCGCUGCUGUCGCUGACGGAGGAGAGCUUCCAGGCCUGCCACCUGACGCUGACCCUCGACGACUAUCUCUUCAUCGCCUUCGUCGGCUUCGUCGUCUCCAUCGCCUCGGUGGCCACCAACUUCCUGCUGGGCAUCACGGCCAACUGCUGCCACCGCUGGAGCAAGGCCAGCGAGGACGAGGACGUUUAGGGACCGCCGCUGCCACCACCGCCAAUAGA